AGAGCUGGUGCUGCACCCGCCGUCUGCCCCCGUCCCCCCGCACCCUUCCUUUCUGGGUCCCCUCUCUGACGCAGCUCAGACCCCAGUUCUGGGAGUCUGCCGCUCUCCUCCCGCGGUCGGAGGGCAGACCCUGGUGUCCUUGGGAGCGGCGUGCUGCCCUGUCGCGGGAUGCAGAGGGAGUGCUCGCCCGGGUCCUCGAGUCCCCGCGAGCCCGGCUCCGCCGCCCCCGGCCGCGCCGCGCUCCCGCCCCUGCCCACCCCGGCCGCGCUGUCAGUCUGCAUUAGCGCUAACAGGCUCCAGACGGAGCGGGCCGGGCGCUGGGCUAAUGCAAUCGGCGCGUUACCUGGGGCGCAGGCUACAUUACCAGCCCGGCCCCCGCCCGGCGCGGCCAGAGCCAGCCAGCCCGCGCCCCGCCGGUCGCCCCGCGCCUCCAGCGCUUCCCCGGCCGCGCCCGAGCGCCACGCGGCGGAGCUCAGCCCCGGGCCGCGCCCCAGAGCCCGGCAAGGCGCGGCGGGUCGGGGGCAGGCAGGGCGCACGGCACCCGGGACAGCCUCGCCGCCGGACACAGGCUCGGCGUGCCCUGGGGACCAAUGAAGUCCCUCUCGCCAGCCGCACCCAUGCUUCUGGCGCGGAUGAACCCGCAGGUGCAGCCCGAGAACAGCGGGGAGGACCUGGCGCCCGAGCAGCCCCUGCGGGCGCGCAAAACCGCCGAGCUGCUGGUGGUGAAGGAGCGCAACGGCGUCCAGUGCCUCCUGGCACCCCGCGGCGGCGACGAGCAGCCCAGGGAGACCUGGGGCAAGAAGAUCGACUUCCUGCUGUCAGUGAUCGGCUUCGCGGUGGACCUCGCCAACGUGUGGCGCUUUCCCUACCUCUGCUACAAGAACGGCGGCGGUGCCUUCCUGAUCCCCUACACCCUGUUCCUCAUCAUCGCAGGGAUGCCCCUGUUCUACAUGGAGCUGGCGCUGGGACAGUACAACCGGGAAGGGGCAGCCACCGUGUGGAAGAUCUGCCCAUUCUUCAAAGGAGUCGGCUACGCUGUGAUCCUGAUCGCCAUCUACGUCGGCUUCUACUACAACGUCAUCAUUGCCUGGUCGCUCUACUACCUCUUCUCCUCUUUCACCCUCAACCUGCCCUGGACUGACUGUGGCCAUCCCUGGAACAGCCCCAACUGCACCGACCCCAAGCUCCUCAACGGCUCCGUGCUGGGCAACCACACCAAGUACUCCAAGUACAAGUUCACGCCGGCAGCAGAGUUUUACGAGCGUGGCGUCCUGCACCUGCACGAGAGCAGCGGCAUCCACGACAUCGGCCUGCCCCAGUGGCAGCUCCUGCUCUGCCUGUUGGUUGUCGUCGUCGUCCUGUACUUUAGCCUCUGGAAAGGAGUGAAGACGUCAGGAAAGGUGGUGUGGAUCACGGCCACGCUGCCGUACCUGGUGCUGUUCGUGCUCCUGCUUCACGGCAUCACGCUGCCCGGCGCCUCCAACGGCAUCAACGCCUACCUGCACAUCGACUUCUACCGCCUAAAAGAGGCCACGGUGUGGAUCGAUGCUGCAACUCAGAUAUUUUUCUCCCUGGGGGCUGGAUUUGGAGUCCUGAUUGCGUUUGCCAGUUACAACAAAUUCGACAACAACUGCUACAGGGACGCCCUGCUGACCAGCAGCAUCAACUGUAUCACCAGCUUCAUCUCUGGGUUCGCCAUCUUCUCCAUCCUGGGGUACAUGGCCCACGAGCACAAGGUCAACAUCGAGGACGUGGCCACUGAAGGAGCCGGUUUAGUGUUCAUCCUGUAUCCAGAAGCCAUUUCUACCCUGUCUGGAUCUACAUUCUGGGCUGUCGUGUUUUUCAUCAUGCUCUUGGCCCUGGGCUUUGACAGCUCCAUGGGAGGCAUGGAGGCUGUCAUCACGGGCCUGGCCGAUGACUUCCAGAUCCUAAAGCGACACCGGAAACUCUUCACAUUUGGAGUCACCUUUGGCACCUUCCUCCUGGCCCUGUUUUGCAUCACCAAGGGCGGAAUCUACGUGGUGACUCUGCUGGACACCUUUGCGGCGGGCACCUCCAUCCUGUUUGCUGUGCUCAUGGAAGCCAUCGGCGUCUCCUGGUUUUACGGUGUGGACAGGUUCAGCAACGACAUCCAGCAGAUGAUGGGGUUCAAGCCGGGCCUGUACUGGAGACUGUGCUGGAAGUUCGUCAGCCCUGCCUUCCUCCUGUUUGUGGUGGUGGUCAGCAUCGUCAACUUCAAGCCACUCACCUACGACGACUACAUCUUCCCGCUCUGGGCCAACUGGGUCGGCUGGGGCAUCGCCCUGUCCUCCAUGGUCCUGGUCCCCGUGUACGUCGUCUACAAGUUCCUCAGCACGCGGGGCUCCCUUCGGGAGAGACUGGCCUAUGGCAUCACACCGGAGAACGAGCACCACCUGGUGGCCCAGAGGGACAUCAGGCAGUUCCAGCUGCGACACUGGCUGGCCAUCUGAGCCUGGCCUGCGGAGGAGGAGCCCCACCUGCCCACGUCCAGGCCAAAGGCGUCUGCUUCGCUCGAGCCCCGGACGCUGUCCCGGGACCCCUCUCCCGGGAGGUGCCCUUUUCCGACGCCUCCUUCCUCUUUUCCCAGUUACGAAAUGAUUUAGUGACUCUGGUUUUUGUUCACCUUCUGUUCAUCUGGCCUGAGGGCCGUGGGCUUGGAGGAUGGCUGAGAGGAGGAGAGGAGGGAGCAGGACAGACGAUUUCUGUCGGGCCCUUCUGUUUUGGGGAGUCUCCCCCUCUGGGAGCCCGCCCAGGCUGAGGUCCACGGCUUGGGCAAAAUUCCCCACUGCGUUCGCUUGUACUUUGGAUCACAGAAGAGAUUCUCAGUCCACCAGAUCAGAGAGAGGAUGGGCUCUGAGUCAGACACCAAAAAAAAAAAAAAAUCAAAAACCAAACGAACAGCCCAGCUCAUUUAGUGAGGGGCGAGCUCAGACUUCCCCUCCCUGGCUCACCCCAGUCAGAGCUCUGGGGUCUGAACGUCAGUCUGGGAGUUUGGGUUCCUUUGUCCCUAAAAUGAAGUCAGUGGGUAGAUGCUUUGGGGGGUCUUGAGCAGAAACCGUCACAGUUAAUUUUCACUCUGGCUAAUUUGAGUUUGAUUUGUGCGUGUUCUGGAACAUUCUUCUGGCUUCUCGUGGUCAGACGGUCCGGAGCUGUGGGUGUCGAGGGGAGGGGUGUCAAUGGGCCGCGGCGAGCAGGUGCUGCGACGGCCCCUGAGUCGGGCCGGCUGGCGGCCACCGGCCGGGCAGGAGCCCAGAGGCCCAUCCGCGGCCCCUGAGACCCGCCGGGGGCACCUUGGGCAGGGACCCAGGGCGCCAGAUGUGUGUCUGCACCCGGGGACUCUACGCUGUCCCCGUGGGGCCAGGUGGGUGCCCGCGGGCAGCCUGGCAGGUGUUGUGUUUAUUUAUUGUUCAUGGAAGCCUGCAAAGCCUUUCCCCCGGAACCCUGCCCGGCGGCCCAGGGCGCAUGCGCAGUAUCCGCGCGGGUGGCCGGCGUCUGGGUUACUCCCCACGCAGGCGCGCGGUGCUGCCCCCUGGCGGUGCUGGCGGGGAGUUUGGUUCAGUAAGAGAAACGGGUCGUGGUUUGCUAAGUUGGUGGCAUCUUUUAGGGGUUUCUGUUUACGGUUUGAGUCUGUUAUGCCUUGUUGGGAAGGACUGUGGGAGCCCCUGCUGCAGAAUCUUGGGCCAAGAUAAGAGGGGCCACUGCACUGACACCGGGACUGUGGGGAGACGCAUCGAGAAGGCACUUUGCCUAAAACUAGGAUGUCGCUGAGCCGGAAGGAUCCUGUAGGAGGAGGGCAAGCCGGGGGCAGGGAGCUGGUGGUGUCUCUGGUGGCCCAGAGAUUGCCUCUGAAUCACGGUCCUCAGGUCACUGAUUGGAGAAAAGAGGGACAAUCAGGAGACUUUUGAUCUGUCCAUAUACAAAUGUCAGCUGAAGGCCUGAGACGGCCAAGUGGCAGGUGUCAUAGAGCCUUGUGAAAGGUGAGGCCCAAGCAUCCAAUCAGGUGAGGG
Messenger RNA from Microcebus murinus (gray mouse lemur), 4028 nucleotides. NCBI's taxonomy places the organism in Eukaryota, Metazoa, Chordata, Mammalia, Primates, Cheirogaleidae. The record is from RefSeq and is a predicted model, not a curated record.